AUGGUCCUCUUCGCCGGCCUCUUUGCAGUUCAUGUAUGGCAAGGACUCAACUAUAAAUGCCUCUGGCUAGGGUUGGCCUUCUCACUAGGUGCCUUCGGGGAAUUCACCGGAUGGCUCGCCCGUACAGUAGCCUGGCGCUGUCCAUACUCCGUGAGGCUGCUGGAGAUGCAGCUUGCUGCUCUGAUAAUGGCCCCCGCCUUCACAACAGCCGGUAUCUACGGUAUUCUCGGUCAGAUAGUUUCCAUAAUCGGCCAAGAUAAAUCCCCUCUUACACCCAAGCAAUACCUGGUAAUCUUCAUGACGGUCGACUUCUGGAGUCUUCUUCUCCAAGCUGUCGGAGGUGGUAUUGCUGGUGCUGCUUUCGGCGCACACACUUCCUACUGGUCAGGCACCUACACAAUGGUAGCAGGAAUCAUCUGGCAACUCGUCUCAACCUGCGUUUUUACUACGUUACUCGAAUACGUGAUCUACCGCGCCAUAUACCAGAUUGCACGGAAUCCAUCCCUGCGAAAAAUUACAUCUUCCCUGAUGAUCGCAUGCACGUGCAUGGUAGCGCGGGGAAUCUACCGCAGCAUGGAGCUGAUGAAUGGGUGGGAGGGAUAUCUUUUCACGCAUGAGAUCUAUGCAAUUAUUCUGGAUGCUCUAGUCAUGUUCAUUGCUAGCUUGACGCUGGCAAUCUGGAACCCUGCUGCAUCGAUUGAAGAGGCUAGGAGGCAUCGUAGUACAGAAUUGGUGCAGCUCCGUGGAGAGGAAUGCCGAGAUCGGAAGCCGAGUGGGCAGGAUCAGCCGGCCCAUGCAGAGCCUGUUAUCGGUACGAUCGAAUAA
This is a messenger RNA of Aspergillus piperis CBS 112811, 825 nucleotides long. Its product is annotated as RTA1 domain-containing protein. Lineage: Eukaryota; Fungi; Ascomycota; Eurotiomycetes; Eurotiales; Aspergillaceae. Gene Ontology annotation, cellular component: plasma membrane; fungal-type vacuole. Bases 1 to 825 code for a protein of 274 amino acids. The record is from RefSeq and is a predicted model, not a curated record. The transcript is spliced from 2 exons.